GUGGCGGUUUCAGCGGCGCCCUGCCAAGGGCUGAAGGCGCGCAGGGAAGCGGCGGACGCGGAACGGUUCGGUUCGCACAAACGCUGCAAGGCGCUUCCCAGCUCCUCCUGGGGCAGCAUAGAGUCAAAUACUCGGAGCUGUAAACAGGCAGUGGUUCUGAGAAAUGGACGAGGGCGUUUUUCAAGCUUAUGAAGAUGAAAUCCAGGCACUGGAAGAAGAAAUUAGGCUGUUGACAGAAGAGUAUGAGGAUAUGCGACAAGAAUCCGCCUUCUUUUCUGAUGAGGAGAUACUGAAGUCAAUAAAAUUGUUCCAAAGAGAAGCUCAGGAAAAAACCAAGGGACAUGAAUCUCCAUCAGACCUGAAAGCUCAGCUUGAAAGUCUAGAAGCAGAUCUCUCAUUUUUAACGGAAUUUACUGGGUUUCAUUUCACAAGUCAUUCCAAGAAAACAGUGGAAAAAACUCAAAACAGGACAGUGCAGAAGCACAGAUUAUCAGGGAGGUGUCACUCCCUGCCUUUUCAACUGGAAUUCCAGCUUCUUGAAAUGCAGAACAAUGAGAAAGUGUCUGCUGUUGUUAGUGAUCUCAGCAUUAUCAUGGAAUCCAGAGAAGAUUCAAAUGUGAGCAAGUUUGUGUCACGCACUGAAGAACAUGCAGAUCUUCUAACAUUUUUCAGAAGCUUUUCAACCUAUGCUGAGUGGCAUGAACAUCGUAGACACACCUUCCACCAUUUCAAGGCCAAGUAUCCUGACAUCGUGACCCUUCCAGAAGGAUUGCUGGGAGAUUUUAUAAUUCUGAGGAACCCCAAAGUUUCUGGGUUUGAACUGAUGAUUGUCUGGAAGAUCCAUCUUGAUGAAGAAGGGACCACUACACCUGUCCUGGACCUGCUGCCCAAAGUGCCAGAGCAAGUCCUGGAGCAGAGGAUGAGGAGUGUGGAGAGCAUCCCUGGCAGCUUCCGGAGCGCGCUGCGGCUCUUGGGCAUCGAGGCAGCCAUCGAGAACCUGAUCAAAGUGCUGGGCUCAGAAAAAUGAAUGCCAGCAUUACUUACACCAGGUAGCAAUUUCAAAAGUAGUUUUAAUUAAGAUAUUGUGUUACACAGUCUGUAAUUUUAUUGAAUAUAAACAUUAAGUUAUUUUCCAUUUAGAAACCAUACUCAUAAAACAUGCUAUCUGUACAAUUAUGGCACGUUAUAUAUAAAUUGUCAUGACAUGAAAAUAAAUACAGCCAUUUAAAUACAAAAAUGCCAAAUAAAAUAGUUACAUGUA
Molecule: messenger RNA, 1261 nt
Organism: Passer domesticus (house sparrow)
Lineage: Eukaryota; Metazoa; Chordata; Aves; Passeriformes; Passeridae
Gene: CENPP
Product: centromere protein P
Exons: 9
Coding region: 164-1027 (287 amino acids)
Biological process (GO): CENP-A containing chromatin assembly
Cellular component (GO): nucleus; chromosome, centromeric region
Source: RefSeq, a predicted model, not a curated record